CCUAUCAAACCCGGAAAACCCGAAAACUAAAAACCCUAUCAACAGUUGUUUCGCAUAAUCUCUCUCAAAAAUUCUCCAACGGCUCUCUCCCCAACGGUUCUCUCCCCAAAUUCAGCUCAUCUGGAAUCAUCCCAACAAUCGUUACUCUUGUGCUUGCCGCUUACAAUUAUCGGUCGUCCUUCAGUAUCAGAAACCCUUGUCGCCUCCUACCGGUUCCGGCUACAACUAUAAUUCUCCCCGGAACAACGGUCACCCUUCUCAACCCCACGUCUCUAUCCGACAUACUCACAAGGAGGAAGAGAGGAAAGAAAAACAGAGAAUGGAGGAGCAUUUUGAAGAAGUAAUUAGACACGAGUGGUACAAAGAGGAUUUCAAGACCAUAGCAUCUCAUAUUAAGGAACAGGAGAAUCUCCUUAGGCUCAAACGAAGGUGGUUAAUGGACUUACCCUUGUCCAAGAAGGAACAACAACAAAUAGAAGAACUCCUACCUCCCAAUGACAGGAUUUUGCCUGAGUCACUGCUUAGGGAAGAUGACGUAUGCUAUGAGAACAUCAAAACUUUUGUUGAAAAGGGUUUUGGUGCUUGUGAGCGUGAAAUAGAUCAGGUGGCUCAAGAGGAUAUACAAAGUUUUGAUUUGUAUAAUGAUUAUAAAGAGUUUUUUCACCUGCUAGAUGAUAUGACCAACAGAGGCUUAUGUUCGUUUCUUGAGAUCCUGACAGGUGGAAUGAUUAAGUUUGAGAAAACCAACUGGAGAAUGAAGACGAUGAUAAAAGAUUAUCUUAAAACACGUUCUGGGGAAAAAAAUGAUAAUUCCGAAACAAAAUUGAAACUAUUAUGUCAGUUGCUGGAAGACCCAAAAAACUUUCGUAUCAAUCAGGUGGCUUUGUCUUCUCGAUCGAAAUCCUAUCACUCUGCUGCCAUCAAGGUACUGGAUGGACUUGAGGACAUGCCUUUCAGAACAUUGAGUGCAAUGCAUAGGAAGCUGAGAGGUGUUAGAUACAUUCCUAAUAUGCAGUCUCCUAAAUCUGGAUGGAGACGUGACAGUUUAAUCAGUGUUGUGAGAAAAAGGUGCAUGAAGAUGCUCUUGGAACUUGGUGAAGGGGAUGAGACCCCAGAACCGUUAGCCAAUGCAUUGGCGGUUGCAGGCUUGACAUUAAAGCUAAUACACAACACUCCUUCUGUAAUAGACUUUCGUAAAUUUUCACCAGAGACUGAAGCAUUGCAAAAUGAUAUUGCAAAGGCUAUCUGGUUACUAGAUGAUGUAAAGAAAGUGAGCUUGAUUGAGCUUAAGAAAUUACAGUUUUUGCUGGAUCCUAGUACUGAAUUAUCAGAUAGAAGUUUGCGCAUGGCAGUAAGGAAUCUAUUGACUGAUUAUCUUUUCGAGUGCAGUGAUAUGGACAAUGUCCCAGAUUGUUUACUCGAAAUACUUUCCAUUAUCAAUAGAAGAUCUCAACUUCCAUCUCGAAGAAAACGACUGUCUUCAAAAGUAAAUUCAUCUUCUCAAGAACUAAUGAAGGAGGAGAUUAAAAAUGAGGUAGAGUGUAUAUUAAUUGUUAGCGCUCAGGCAAAACAAAUUGUGUGGGACUUGCUUUCUGAACAUAGACUUGACCAAGAUUUUGCCCAAGCUUACAUGGAGGAUUCAGAAGAAAGUGAAAUGGCUGCUACUUCUGAUGAUGACAAUGAAGAAGAGUUGAGUCUUCCUGAACUUUAUAGGUUUCGUUCUCACGAUCCAGAUAACCAAAUGGAAAGUAUUGGUGAGACCAACCUAGCGGGGACAAACUCACCUGCCUCUACAAGUGAAACAGAUAACUGUUCCCCAUUGCUUUCACAUAAUGAAAGGUUAAAUUACACUCUAGGUUCUAUGCAUAUUAAUGAAGCAGAUUCAGUUGAGUCUUUUCAUCUUGUACAUUCUCCUUCAUGUAUAGAAUCAAAGAUGUGUGUUGACAUGCAAAACAUGGAUAGAAAUCAGCACCCAUCGGGAAGUACUGGGGAACUGAGAAUGGCUUGUACUGAUAUGCUGUUGACUGCUAAGGAAAAUGUAUCUACUCCUGUCUCUCCUGAUAAAAAUUCAAAUAGGAAUGACGUUGUAAGUCAAGAAAUUUCAAGUAACUCAGCAGAAAUCCCAAAAUAUGAAUUUUCUGGAAACUUCUCUGGUGAACAAUCAAACAUUGUCAAUAACCAUAGCAAAGCAGUUAAUCAAUACCUCGAGGUCCAAGAUGCUUGUGACAAAACUAGUAUCGUAGCCUAUGAUUUAAUUGGUUAUAUAUUGGAUGAAUUCUCCAAGAUUGAAGGCAUAGAUUUGUACCAAGGUGACAGAUCAUAUCUCAGAAAUUUUGCUUCAGUUCCUCAGUAUUCUGAAGUAUUAAGGAAUCAAAUGGCCUCUUCUAAGGAUGAUGUCCUUGGUUCAAUUUUUGUUCAGGCCCUUGACGAGUUAUUACCCUCAUUUCCUGAAAGAGAAUAUUCAGACUGACGCUACGAUUACAACAAGAUGUAGACUCCAAGUAGUACAAGAUGUUUAUGAACAACUGGAUACAAAUCACAAAAGCAAGCUUCGGGAGAGCUGCUUUGGAUAUCUGCUUAGACUUAGGAAUAUAAGGUUGGCUUCACAAGUCAUCCAACAGUUGUUAUUAAGGAAAAUGAAGACCAACAAAAAUGGAGAAGUGUGGUUCAAGAUAGGAGAUAAACGAGCGAGGUUUGGAUUGGAAGAAUUUGUUUUAGUCACUAGGUUAAAUGCAGCUGAUGAGAAUGAUGUAGAUAAGACUUUGGGGGCGGAGUCUUAGAUUGUGAGAGAAUAUUUUAAGAAUAGUGGGGGGGAAAUUAUAAAAGGAGAUGUCUACAAUGCAUUUGCAUGUUGUAAGAAGAGAAAGAAAGACAAGUAUAAGUUGGGAUUGAUCGUAAUAUUGACGUAUGUCCUGUGAGUCACAGAAGAAAAUACCUACAUCGAUUUAUGGUGGUUGGACUUGGUGGAUGAUUUGGACAAGUUCGAGAAGUAUCCGUGGGGGAAGAUUUCAUUUGAAUACAUGAUGAAUGUAUUCAAACGUGAGAUAUGGGUAAAUUGAAAAGUUCCAAUGUCGGAAGAGAGUCACGUUGUCGGUCUUCUUUGCACGACUUUUCUCUUGCUAUAAUGGUAUGAACAAAUAAUAUACUUGACUUGUAAUAUUUUGUAUAUAUAAAUUUUUGUCAUGAGAUAGUAAUGUAUGUUUUAUAAUAGAUUUGAAAAUUCAAA
This is a messenger RNA of Olea europaea var. sylvestris, 3226 nucleotides long. RefSeq lists its product as uncharacterized. The transcript is spliced from 7 exons. The record is from RefSeq and is a predicted model, not a curated record. Bases 320 to 2470 code for a protein of 716 amino acids. NCBI's taxonomy places the organism in Eukaryota, Viridiplantae, Streptophyta, Magnoliopsida, Lamiales, Oleaceae.